UGAGUGACCUGACAAGUGACAACCAAGCAUUGGCAAGUCGAUAUUUUCAGCGUUAUCUAUAUCUGCAAGCCAAAUUCCCAGACUUGGGCAGCGUGAUCAUUCUGCCAAGCAAUGGCUCAGGCGAUGCUUUCCUCCUCCUCUCCCUCCAUGGCGACUGCUGCCCUGCUACCGUUAUCCUCCACGCCCUCGUCAUCGCCUUCUUCAUCGUCUUCUUCGAUCGCCAGGGUUCACACAUUGGCGCGCUUCAAUACCCCGGCCAUUUCCUGGUCUCCUCGUCCUAGAACCAGAGUGUUUGCCAAGUUAGGUGGUGGGGAAAAGGAUUCGAAGCCUGCGCAGAAGAAGUUUAUUACUAGAGAAGAAGAACCGGAGCAGUACUGGCAGACAGCAGGAGAAAGAGAGGGGGAGAACCCAAUGAAGACGCCACUUCCAUAUAUCAUUAUAUUUGGGAUGUCCACACCAUUUGUCAUCCUGGCCAUUGCUUUUGCAAAUGGCUGGAUCAAGGUGCCUGUAAGGUAAUUGUACAUGAUGAGUGUACAUGAUGAGAGAAUGAAGAUCCAGAAAUCUUCAUGGAGGUUCCCUUCUUUCUA
Messenger RNA from Nymphaea colorata (pocket water lily), 587 nucleotides. RefSeq lists its product as uncharacterized. The transcript is spliced from 3 exons. Bases 112 to 516 code for a protein of 134 amino acids. The record is from RefSeq and is a predicted model, not a curated record. Gene Ontology annotation, cellular component: chloroplast. NCBI's taxonomy places the organism in Eukaryota, Viridiplantae, Streptophyta, Magnoliopsida, Nymphaeales, Nymphaeaceae.